Messenger RNA from Pyrus x bretschneideri (Chinese white pear), 1864 nucleotides. RefSeq names its product deoxynucleoside triphosphate triphosphohydrolase SAMHD1 homolog. The record is from RefSeq and is a predicted model, not a curated record. Gene Ontology annotation, molecular function: dGTPase activity. NCBI's taxonomy places the organism in Eukaryota, Viridiplantae, Streptophyta, Magnoliopsida, Rosales, Rosaceae. Gene Ontology annotation, biological process: dGTP catabolic process. The transcript has 19 exons. Gene Ontology annotation, cellular component: nucleus. The coding region runs from base 202 to 1614 and encodes 470 amino acids.
UCCUCCAGUCCGUUCCCUCUUUCAUUUUCGCAUUUCCACUUUAACCGUCUCUCUCUCUCUCGCCUCCUCUCGUUCUCUCUCUACUUUCUCUUCAAAUCCUAGCUUGCAGUCCAGAUUCGAAAUCGUUAGGUUUUAAUUUCCGAGCUCCGGUGCUCUUCUUUCCUCUGUCAGCGUUCGAAGUACAGUAGCGGUGAACGAGCAAUGGGAACGAGUGGGAAGGAAGACUCGGUGCAGUUCACCGAUUGCAUCUAUCAGGACCGGAGCUUGUCGAAGCAUGUUCGCGAUAACGUCCAUGGAAUCAUCUAUCUCGAGCCGCUUUUCUUGAAGUUCAUCGACACUGCACAGUUUCAGAGGCUCCGUGAUCUUAAACAACUUGGUCUGACAGACAUGGUUUACCCUGGGGCUGUACAUUCUCGGUUUGAGCAUUCACUCGGGGUGUAUUGGCUGGCUGGUGAAGCUAUCAAUAAACUUAAACUCUACCAUGGGGACCUCGAAAUUGAUUAUUUUGACAGGAAAACAGUAAAACUUGCUGGACUACUGCAUGAUAUCGGCCAUGGGCCGUUCAGCCACAUGUUUGAGCGCGAGUUUCUUCCUCGGGUUAUUAACGGUUGCACAUGGUCUCAUGAGGAGAUGUCUGUGAACAUGAUCGACUACAUUGUUGAAGAGAACAAUAUUGAUAUUGAUUCUGCAGUGCUUAAAAGGGUGAAGGAACUGAUCCUUGCUAGCUCCAACCAUGGGGAACAGAAUAGUGUGACAAAUAAGCGUUUCUUGUAUGAUAUUGUUGCAAAUGGGCGAACUGGAAUAGAUGUUGACAAGUUUGAUUACAUGGUGCGUGACUCCCGAGCAUGUGGUAUAGGCUGUAGUUUUCAGUUCGAAAGGCUGAUGGAAACUAUGAGAGUUAUAGAUGAUGAGAUAUGUUAUCGCGCCAGUGAUUAUCUGACAGUCCACAAGCUCUUUGCCACUCGUGCUGAUCUGCAUCGAACCGUGUACACACAUGCUAAAGUGAAGGCUGUUGAACUCAUGGCCAUCGAUGCUAUGUGCCAUGCAAAUAGUGCUUUUAAAAUUGCAGAAUCAAUUCAAAGCGCAGCUGAGUUUUGGAAGUUGGAUGACACAAUUUUGAAGAGGAUUGAAACUUCUGAUGACCCUGAACUCAAGGAAGCUAAGGAUUUGAUCCAUCGCAUUCGAAGAAGGGAUCUUUACCAGUUCUGCAACGAGUAUUCUGUUCCAAAGGAAAACCUAGAACAUUUCAAAGACAUCACGCCUCAAGACAUAGUUUGUUCCCAGAAUUCUGGUAGUGUUACACUCAAGGAAGAGGAUGUUGCAGUCUGCACUGUUAAAAUUGAUUUGACUCAUGGAAGGAAGAACCCUCUUGAAAGAAUCAAUUUUUUCAAGGAUUAUGAGAGUGCUCUACAUGGUGAAAAGUUUCAGAUCCAAGAUGAUCGCAUAAGUCACUUGCUUCCAACAUUCUAUCAAGACAAGAUAGUCAGGGUGUACGCGAAGAAGCCCGGACUGGUUGAAGCAGUUUCCGAGGCCUUUGAGACUUAUCAGAUGAAGACAUACGGACGGACAGAACAGGUACAUCCAACUCCUAAGAAGAAACAACGCAAAGCCUGAUUUCGGAACAUAACCACCGUGACCAAUGUGUAUAAAUCCUCAUCGUAUAUCUGAUUCAUAAGGAUACGUAUUAGGUAUACCGGUAUACGUCUCGGCGCUACCACAUAUUUUGGAUUUAGGAAAUCUGCAACUUUGUAAAAUCCACUAUAAAUCUACAUUUUAUCAACUCUGUAAUGAUCCACAUGCUGAAAAAAGCCAUGAGAAAAUGUAUAUAUACAAUAUAAUCUUUGCAUCUCUCUCUCCCCUUUAA